Messenger RNA from Metschnikowia bicuspidata var. bicuspidata NRRL YB-4993, 4494 nucleotides. It is a transcript of the gene SNF2, whose product is annotated as SWI/SNF catalytic subunit. Bases 1 to 4494 code for a protein of 1497 amino acids. Gene Ontology annotation, cellular component: nucleus. Gene Ontology annotation, molecular function: histone binding; ATP binding; ATP-dependent chromatin remodeler activity. Gene Ontology annotation, biological process: positive regulation of transcription by RNA polymerase II. The record is from RefSeq and is a predicted model, not a curated record. Lineage: Eukaryota; Fungi; Ascomycota; Pichiomycetes; Serinales; Metschnikowiaceae. The transcript has 2 exons.
AUGAACAGACAGCCCACCCGAGAGGAAGUGCAGCGGUACAUCCAGAGAUGGCAGCAGCUCAAGGCGCAGUACGGCAGCGACGCCGUCAACGUGCCGGAGUACACCCAAUUGACCAAGCUUAUCCGCUACAUCCAGGCCCAGGCGCUCCAGAGACAACAACAAGUACAGACACAACAGCAGCAUCAACAACCGCAGCAACAACCGCAAAAUCAGCAACAGCAACAACAACAACAUCAACAACAACCACAACAAAUUCAACAACAGCAGCAACAAAUACAGCAGCAACAAAUACAACAGCAACAAAUACAACAGCAACAAAUACAGCAGCCGGCGCCGGACCCGGCCAUGCUGCAAGUCACCCACCAGCCCGCCGGCUUCCAGCCGCACUUUGCGCCGAAGCAGCUGUUCGUGCCCGUGGCCAGCACCAUGGGCAGCGCCAUGAGCAACUCCGGCAGCAGCUUGGGCACGCCGGUCAUGGGCGCCGCCACGGCGCAGAUGGGCGUGCCGCCGCUGGCGGCCGUGGACUUUGCCCGCGGUGGCCCGGACCCGAGCCCCUUCACGCCGCAGCAGAUGGAGGUGCUCCGGCUGCAGCACCAGGCGGCGAAGUUCUUGUUCCGCAGCCUGGGCGGGUUCGCGCCCGUGCCGCAGGGCCUCAUUGACGUGGCCACCAACGAGCGCAUGGCGUUCUCCAACAACAGCGCGGCGCUCGCGGGCGCGCCGGGCUCCGGCUCCCAGUCGCCGCAGGUGCCGCUCCAGCAGGCUGCGCCGGCGGCCUUCGCGCGGCAGAGCCAGGUGCCCAUGCAGCCGCCACCGGCCCUGCGGCCGGACGCGCACCAGCUCGCGGCGGCGCCGCAGAUGGUGGCGCUGAAGCGGCACGCGGCCAAGAGCCAGACGCCGCAGCAGCAGCCCGGCUCGGGCACGCCGGCCGCGGCGGCCGCCGCGGACCCGAACCACAUCCAGCCGGUCAGCCGGCUGGCGGCCGUCCCCCGCGAGUUCGCCGCCUUGGCGGGCGCCGAGGACUUGUCCGGCCAGCUUGUGAUCCCGGUGUCGAAGCCCGGCGCCCAGGUCGACGCCUUUGUCUUGCCCACGGGCGCCGGCCCGGGCACGGGCGCCAGCGUCCCGUUCAGCGCCCUCUACGCGUCGCAGGGCAAGAGCCGCUACCCGUCCUUGCUUCCAUACGGAAUCAACUUCAGCGAGAUCGCCAGCUCCCGCGAGCACUACAUCAGCUUGAUGAUCCACGCGCGGAUCUCCGACUUGGCGCGCCGCUUGGCGGCCGCUGCCGACGCGGCCGAACGCGACCUGUUGACCGUCGAAAUCACGCAGCUCAAGCUCCUCCCGCACCAGAAGGCGGUGCGCGGCCGCGUGCUCUCCCAGAUGUGGUUCAGCAAGGCCUUGCUUCCGAAUUCCCACCCGAACUUCCUCGCGAAGUUCCCGGAGCUCCUGAUCGAAAACGUCCUCGCCACCGAGCUGCUCUACAAGCAGCAGCUCUACUCGGUGGUGCAGGCAAAGAACAAGAGGCACCACGAGAACGUGGCCAGAGUCUUGGCUUACACCGCGGGCAAGAAAGAGAGACUCCAUGGUCUGCGCGAGCGGCUCGAGCGCUUGGCCAUCAAAGUCAACAGCUUCCACGCGCAGACCGCCAAAGAAGAACAAAAGAAAUCCGAGCGCAUGGCCAAGCAGCGGUUGCAGGCUUUGAAGCUGAAUGACGAGGAGGCCUACCUCAAGUUGCUCGACCACACAAAGGAUACAAGAAUCACGCAUUUGUUGAACCAGACAAACCAGUUCUUGGACACUUUGGCCCAGGCCGUUCAGACCCAGCAACGGGAGUCCGCCUCAAAAGCUCCGCAUCUGGACCCCAGUGAGGCCCUUCCCGAGCCGGGGGCCGACGAGGCCAAGCACGAGAAGGUGGAUUAUUACCAGGUCGCCCAUCGCGUCACAGAAGAGGUCACCAAGCAGCCAAGUCUCCUUGUUGGUGGCCAGUUGAAAGAAUACCAGAUCAAGGGCUUGCAGUGGAUGGUGUCCCUAUUCAAUAACCAUUUGAAUGGCAUUCUUGCUGAUGAGAUGGGCCUCGGCAAAACUAUCCAAACAAUAUCCCUUCUUGCUUACUUGAUCGAAACAAAAAAUGUGUCGGGGCCGUUUUUGGUGAUAGUCCCCCUUUCAACUUUGACAAAUUGGAAUAUUGAAUUCGAAAAGUGGGCUCCCUCUAUCAAGAAAAUCACAUACAAGGGAACUCCUGUCCAGAGAAAGGUCAUGCAAAACGACAUCAAGCAGAACAACUUUCAGGUCCUAUUGACCACUUUCGAGUACAUCAUCAAGGACAAGGGCCUUCUAGCAAAGAUCAAGUGGGUUCACAUGAUCAUCGAUGAAGGUCACAGAAUGAAGAAUGCACAGUCCAAAUUAUCAGAAACUUUGACCCAUUUCUACCAUAGCGACUACAGACUUAUUUUGACGGGGACCCCCUUGCAAAACAACCUACCAGAGCUCUGGGCGCUUCUCAACUUCGUUCUACCCAAGAUCUUCAACUCUGUGAAAUCUUUCGAUGAGUGGUUUAACACCCCGUUUGCAAAUACAGGUGGCCAAGACAAAAUCGAGUUGAGCGAAGAAGAGACCUUGUUGGUUAUUCGAAGAUUGCACAAGGUUUUGCGGCCAUUCUUGUUGAGGCGUUUGAAAAAGGAUGUGGAGAAGGACCUACCAAACAAGGUUGAAAAGGUUGUGAAAUGUAAAAUGUCUUCGCUACAAUCAAAAUUGUAUCAAAUGAUGUUGAAAUACAACGCUUUGAUCGCCGGGGAUUCGGGAAACGGUAAAAAAGCUUCAACCAUCAAAAACGCCAAUAACCAACUCAUGCAAUUGAGAAAGAUUUGCAAUCACCCAUUCGUUUAUGAGGAAGUUGAAAACCUCAUCAAUCCCAAUCUGGAAACUAACGACUGCAUUUGGAGGACAGCUGGUAAAUUCGAGUUGUUAGAUCGGAUCUUGCCUAAGUUCAAAAUGACGGGCCACAGGGUCUUGAUUUUUUUCCAAAUGACUCAGAUCAUGGAUAUUAUGGAGGACUUUUUGCGUUUGCGUGAUAUGAAGUAUAUGCGAUUGGAUGGAGGAACCAAGUCUGAUGACAGGACCACCUUAUUGAAACUGUUUAAUGCUCCCGGCUCAGAUUACUUUUGUUUCUUAUUAUCUACAAGAGCAGGUGGAUUGGGAUUGAACUUGCAAUCCGCAGAUACAGUCAUUAUUUUUGAUUCUGAUUGGAACCCCCACCAAGACUUGCAAGCACAAGACCGCGCGCAUAGAAUUGGACAGAAAAAUGAGGUCAGAAUUUUGCGGCUAAUAACCGAGGACUCUAUUGAAGAAAUGAUCUUGGAGAGAGCAGUGGCAAAGUUGGAAAUUGAUGGCAAGGUCAUUCAAGCAGGUAAGUUCGAUAACAAAUCAACAUCUGAGGAACAGGAAGCAUUGUUGAGGGCUUUGUUAGAAAAAGAAGAAGAGAGACGCCAAAAGAGCAACGAAGAAGACCAAGACCUAGACGAUGAUGAGCUUAAUCAAAUCAUCGCCAGGAACACUAACGAACUAGACGUUUUCCGAGACUUGGACUCUAGGCGGGCUUUUGCCUUGAGAGAAGCCGACUACCCAUCUCGUCUCUUCACUGAACUGGAGCUUCCUGAAAUUUAUAAAAAGGACCCUCGAUCAAUGUACAAAUCUGAGCAGCAGUUGAUAGAGGAAUAUGGAAGAGGAAACCGUGAACGAAAAACUGCGAUAUACGAUGACAACUUAACUGAAGAAGAAUGGCUCAAGCGGAUCGAAGGCACAGUAUCUGAUGAUUCAAGUGAAGAAGUGGUUGUCCGGAAAAAGGGUCGCCCCAGGAAAAUUGAUGUUGAGAAACGCAAGAUGCUAGGCUUGGACGACGAAAGCCUAGCUAAGAGACCAAGGGUCGCCACUCCUUCGACCAGGGGAAAAAGAGGUAAAGUUGGAAGGCCGAGAUUGAAGACUGCUUCUAAUAGAACCACACCAUCUGUCGACGUUCUCGCUCCUGAGACAAGGGCCCUUCUUCAAGAGAGAAUGGAAAAGAUCAUGAAUGCCUUGCUCGAUUUUUCGGAUGGAGAGCGUAGGUUGAGUGACUUAUUCUUGGUCAAGCCCUCGAAAAAGUUAUACCCCGAUUAUUACAUCUCAAUCAAACAUCCUAUUGCGCUCGAUGUGAUUAGGAAAAGAAUCGGCAACAAGACUUACAUGCAAAUGAGGGAUUAUCUAGAGGAUAUCCACCUCAUCUUCAGCAAUGCCCGAAUGUACAACGAGGAAGGAUCAAUUGUUUACCGGGAUGCUUUGACGUUGGAAAAUUUGGCGAUUGAAAUUUACAAAAGAGAGUGUCCCGAGGAGAUGAGUCAAUGGGAUACGAUACUUGACUUCACGAGCUUCGACGAAGUGCAUCAAUACAAGCCAUUGGCCGCGGGCGGGAUAGCGAUCAAACAACCGGUCACAGAAAAUAACGUGAAUUUUGUGCAAUUUCCAUGA